This is a messenger RNA of Botrytis byssoidea, 2557 nucleotides long. RefSeq lists its product as uncharacterized. Lineage: Eukaryota; Fungi; Ascomycota; Leotiomycetes; Helotiales; Sclerotiniaceae. The record is from RefSeq and is a predicted model, not a curated record. The transcript has 2 exons. Bases 973 to 1617 code for a protein of 214 amino acids.
AGCAUCGCCAGGACCUCCUCACAGAUCGGCAAUCGCCUUUCCCCACAAUUGAAACUUGGCCUAACAUAUCUAGGGCUCUUUUGCAUGUGGGAUUGAUAUCUUUAAACGUUAUCUGUUUGGGAAUGCGGCGCUUAUACACUUUUUGCCUUUGAACUUUCGAAUGAACAGGAGAAUAAUGAGAUGUGGUAGACUAGCUGGAAAUCUUUGAGGUGCGGGAGAGGGGACUAGGGUGUCGUCAGCGAAACGGAUUUGCUGGGACUCGCUCGGGAGGGAGGGAGGAGGGUUCUUUGAACAUGUUGGUUGGAGGCUUUGGAUCUUGGGAGAGGGGUUUGAUUUGUCGCUUGUCUACUUCCGCGUGCUGGAUUUGUUCUCUAGGGGGGUUGCUUGGCUCGAGAAUCGAAGUUUAUGGAAGUCAAAGAGAGGAGUGAGUGCGUUACUUCCCGGAUUCAUACAUGGGGUAUCCAUAGAUACUAGGGGCCAUGUGAAAGAUUGUCUCCGUGGUGAGGUUUACUGGCGGUUUGAUCAUACCACUGCAUCUCGAGGUGAAAUCGUACAUUCGCGUCCUUUGGUGCGCUUUGGGAUGUUGAUACUGGGGAUUGGAGGGUUUGUUGUAGGGCAGCUUGGGACGAAGGUUUGAUGGCUCUUGGCGCAUACGUUGACGGAGCUAGAUAGGGGGAGAGUCAAUGGGGUAGCAUGCUAUUAUUUGUGUGUCGUGAGAGAUAGCUUGGGUUAUAUAUCUGAGCUUUGGGGGAGAGAUGAUGUGGAGGGAUGGAGCGGAGUAAUGUAUAUAAGGAUCCUUCUCAUCGUUCUUAGCACGAUUUCUGGACAUCAUCACUUCCAUUCUACAUUCCUAUUAACUUUUUAGCAAAUCUUCGGCAGGACUGUAUUUAUUUCUUACUCUAUUUUCUAUCUUCAAGUUCAACAGACUAUCUAUCUUCCCUCCAACCAAAUUCAAUCCCUCGAACCAUCAAAAUGCAAUUCUCCACCGUCUUCCUGUCUCUUCUCGCCGCUACAGCCGUCGUAGCAAAAGGCAACUCUACCAAACCCGUCACCGAUAAAUCCCUCUGCAAAGAGAUGAACAAGCUCGAGAAGCUCGUGGACCAAGCCCAGAACACGACCAAGCUCGCCUCCAAAACAAACAACAACCAGACGAAAAUCGAUAGUAUCGUCGCGAAAGCGAGUGCCGCCGCUGUGCAGCUCGAUGCGAUGCAGGCGAAUACUACGCUGGUGUCGACUUGUGCUGUGAUUGACGCGGCGCAGACGACGAAGAAACAGUGUAAUAAGAUGGAAGACCUCCAAAAAACCAUCGACACGGCCGCCAACAGCACCAAGCUCGCUGCGAAAACCAAAGGCAACGCGACGAAAGAAGCAGAAUACCAAGCCAAAGCCACGAAAGCGCAAACGAAACUCGCAGAGAUGACGAGCAACACUACGUUGGUAGAUGCGUGCAGUGCGUUGCAGACGGAGAAGGAGGCUAAGCAGGCGGAUACGACGACAACCACGAAUGCUGCGACUAGCUCUACAGCUGCGAGCGGUGCGGCGGGAUUGGUGGGAGCUAAGUUGGGAAGUUUGGUGGGCGCGUGUGUCUUGGUUGCGGUGGGGAUGAGCUUGUUGUAGAGGUUCGGGGAUGCGGUGUAUGGGGGCGUGGGUUUUGUCGGUGAGGGGGUUGGGGGAUUUGGAAAUCGGGGGAGGAGGUCGGUAUUGAUAUCAGUACAUCAGAUCAGAGACCGCGGAAUUGGGAAUAUCUACACUAGCAAUCAACACCAGGUUGGACAUUGAAGGGACACCGAGUUGAAGAAAAAGCGGCACGCAUACAUCGUGGACUCGCAACCUCGCAUACUGUAACCAACUACACCCCUUCAAAUAUUCACAGUACAAGUUAGGACAAGAAUGAAUGAGAACUCAUCUAUCAGAGAAACAAACAAGCAAGAAAUAAUGGGUUCUCGACUAAAACGUGACUUCAUCACAACGCUAUCUUAGCGAUGAGAACAACUGACAGAAAAGAAAACACCGAUCACGUCUUAUCUCAGGGAUCUCUACCUGACUCGACACACAUGUGUCCACAAGGUCAACACACGAGGUAUUCCAUGAAGAGCCUUCAAGGCAGACCUACGGUCCAUACAUCCUCCUACCCGAACUCGUAAACACUUCAAUCAAAUGUAACGGGUGGACUCUACACACACCCAUGCAUGCAACUGCAAGUGCGGCUCAAAAUCCCCUCAUUUCCAAGUUCAAACCAGGACCAUCAUGCAGACUAGCUGAAGUAGGUGAUAAAAUCCUUAAAAGAACCUUCUUCCAUUCAAACUCCAUUCGUGAUUGGACAUCAAUACGCAGCACCCGUGUAACCUGCAGAUUCCAACGAACGAUCAGCAUCUAACCCAUUAAACACAGUGACAACUACCACCUCCACCCAACUCGGUCCCCUACCUUCCCCAAAAAGAUCACCACGUCCAAAAAUAAAUCACCGUGCUGCAUCCAUCCAUCCAUCCAUCCCAUCCAUCAUACAUAUGUAUCGGUCUCUCAACCCUUAGCCGCAUAAUUAAUUUCUCUGCCUAAA